CGGAGCCGGGAAGUGGAUAUUGUUUUGGUGCCUCAGUGCUCGAGAUCGUGCCGAAAUGUCGUCCCUCCUGAACGCCACCGUGCUGGCAACGGCCGCCACCGUGGUGCCCGACUCCCAGUUCAUCUUCAACUCCACGGACUACGCCGUCUUCGCCCUCAUGCUGGGCAUCUCCGCGGCCAUCGGCGUGUACUUCGGCUUCUUCGCCAAGGGCGCCGACACCACCGAGGAGUACCUGAUGGGCGGCAAGCGGAUGAAGACCAUACCCAUUGCCAUCUCGCUGGUGGCCAGUCAGCUGUCCGCCAUCUCCAUCAUGACCAUUCCGGCCGAGAUGUACGCGUACGGCAUCAACUGGUUCUUCAACGUCGUCUGCAUGCUGGUGGUGGUACCGCUGCUCAACUAUGUGGUGAUCCCGGUGUUCUACAACAACAACAUCACGAACUGCUACCAGUACCUGGAGAUGCGCUUCUGCCGCGAGGUGCGCGCCAUGCAGACCUUCAUCUUCAUCAUGACCAUGUUCUUCAUGCUGCCCAUCUUCAUAUUCCUGCCCUCGCUGGCCUUCGCCCAGGUGACGGGCUACAAUGUGCACAUCAUCAACACGGUGGUGUGCGGCAUCUGCAUCUUCUACACCAUGUUCGGUGGCAUCAAGGCGGUGGUGUGGACGGACGUCAUCCAGGCGGCCAUCAUGGUGGUCUCGGUGGUGCUGGUCGGCGUGAUGGGCGCCAAUCGAGUGGGCGGCCUGUCCGAGGUGCUGCGGAUCGCCGGCGAGGGCGGACGACUGGACGUUAACUACAACUUUGAUCUGACCACAAGGUCGACGAUCUGGAACAUCUUCAUAUCGGCCACGAUCAUGUGGUCGGGCCAUGUGGGUCUCAACCAGAGCUGCGUCCAGAGAAUCGUAUCGCUGCCCUCACUGGGCCACGCCAGGAGGGCUCUGGUGCUCUUCGGGUUCGGCUUCAUCCUCAUCAUGUUCUUCAACUGCUUCACGGGCAUCGUGAUCUACUCCCGCUUCCACGACUGCGAUCCCAUCGAGUCGGGCCACGUCUCCAAGGUGGACAAGAUGGUGCCGUACUUUGUGCAGGACACCGUCGGCCACUUGUGGGGCAUGCCGGGCGUCUUCAUCUCCUGCGUCUUCAGCGCUGCCCUGAGCACGCUCUCCGCCAGCAUUAACUCGCUGGGCGGAGUGGUCUACUUCGACUACAUAAAGCCGCACAUUCGACACACGGAGCACCGGGCCAACGUGAUCAUGAAGCUGUUCGUCCUCUUCGCCGGCAUAUACUGCAUCUUCGGAGGCAUGGUGGUGGAGAGCUUCAACUCGAUCCUGCAGGUGCUCUAUUCCGUCGGAGGCGUUAGCUUUGGAUCCACCUGUGGGGCCUUCAUGCUGGGCAUGCUGGUGCCCAAGGCCCAUGGCCGGUCCGCCUUGGCCGGAAUCUUGGCCAGCAUUGCCUGCAUGGCCACCAUCGUGAUCCUGAGUUGGGGUCGCAACCACUACGACCCCCUGCCCACCAGUACGGCGGGCUGUCCAGCUGCCCCGCUGAAUGGAACCAUUACCAGCACGGCUUCCACGAUCCUCCUGAGUGGCACGGCGGAAGCACCUGCGGAGGCGGAGGGCUUUAGCAUUCUGGACCUCUCCUUCAACCUGUACGCUGUGAUGGGCUUCGCCAUCACCUGGCUGGUGGCUAUCCCCCUGAGCUACAUCCUGAAGCCGAGAUCCGGCUACAAGCUGGACCCCAGUCUGCUGUCGCCGGUGGUGCAGCCCUUCGUCGGCUACACACCGACUCCCACGGAGGAGCCGCUCCAGCUGAAGUUGGAGAAGCCCGAAAAGGUCUAAGGAUAUGUGAAGUACCUCUCAAAAGUAGAAUAUGCCUGAUGGGAAUAGGGAUGAUAUAGGAAAGGACUAGGCAGGCAGUAUAACCUCUCUAUCUCUUAACAAUCUCAAGUUAGAUUAUAAAGCUUUACCUUUUUUUUAAUGUUUUAUUAAAUAUUUACUGUAUUGUCGA
Drosophila biarmipes is the source of this 1997-nucleotide messenger RNA. Its product is annotated as sodium-coupled monocarboxylate transporter 2-like. The record is from RefSeq and is a predicted model, not a curated record. Gene Ontology annotation, biological process: sodium ion transport; transmembrane transport. Lineage: Eukaryota; Metazoa; Arthropoda; Insecta; Diptera; Drosophilidae. Gene Ontology annotation, molecular function: symporter activity. The transcript has a single exon. Gene Ontology annotation, cellular component: membrane. The coding region runs from base 56 to 1828 and encodes 590 amino acids.